This is a messenger RNA of Dentiscutata heterogama, 850 nucleotides long. Lineage: Eukaryota; Fungi; Glomeromycota; Glomeromycetes; Diversisporales; Gigasporaceae. The record is from the annotation of a GenBank genome assembly.
AUGAAUAAAAAUCACAAAAACAAAUUCUUACUUUCAGACGAAUUUUUAAGACAAGCAGCAAAACUAAAAAAGUUAUGUCCAGGAAUUCUCGAACUUAAAUUUAAUGAGAACGGAAGUGUCAUUAUAACAAGAAAUAGUUCAAAUCUUGUAAAAAGACCACUUAGAAAUAAAAAAAAUACUUCCAACAUUAAAGAAAAUAUGAAAAUAUCGAUAGAAACCCAAUCCGAACUUGAAAAAUUAAAGCAAGAAAGGAUGCAAAUUUGUACACAAGCAGAUAAGAAUAGCGAAACAAACAGCUCCGUAUUAGAUAAAAUAUUGGAUGAGAUGGGAGGUGAAAAUCAUACAAUAACCUGGAAAAACAUAAAUACACGACUUGAGUCUAUUUUCAGGUAUGAAUACCCUGUAAAACUAUGGAAAGAAAAGGCUGAAAAUACUUUUGGCACCUUUGAAGUACAAUUUAUAAUUUCUUUGAAUGAGAGUAAAAAACGAGUAUCACUCAAAGAGCCAGAGAUUGCAAGAAAGAAAGUGAAACGAGUAAAAAAAAUGUCGACAACAAAAGAGAAAAAAUUCUUAGCAGCAAAUAAUAGCUUGGCACAUAAUGAUGAUGAAAACCCAGUAGAUAAUGACGAAGACCUAACAGAUGAUGAUGAUGAACAAGCAGAUAUUGAAACAUUUCCAGGAUGGAAAACUGUUGCAAAAUUGAUUCUCAAUCCCAAAUCCAAUGUUGAACAUAGUUAUGAUUUAAAAUAUAACAGCCCACAAUUUAAGUUCGGGACGAAGCAGAGGGAAUAUGUUCACAUUGAUUUUGGCAAUAAAUUAGGAUCUGUGAAAGAAGGUUUAAAAACGUGGA